AUGUCCGACUUCUCCUCCAUCGCUCAACAGUUCGUUGAGUUCUACUACAAGACCUUCGACGGCAACCGUGAUGGUCUCGCCCCGCUCUACCGCGACCAGUCGAUGCUCACCUUCGAGACCAGCUCCGUCCAGGGUACCGCUGCUAUCGUCGAGAGGCUGAGUAGCCUUCCAUUCCAGCAGGUCCGUCACCAGAUCGCCACCUUUGAUGCCCAGCCCUCCAGCGAAGGCGGCAUCAUUGUUCUGGUUACCGGUGCUCUCCUGGUCGACGAGGAGCAGAAGCCCAUGAGCUAUACCCAGCUCUUCAAGCUGCAGCCCGACGGUGCCGGCAGCUACUUCGUUCUCAACGACGUCUUCCGCCUGAUCUACGCCGCAUAAACGCGCGACACGGAUGAAUAGAUACGACGCGAUGACGGGGGGAUAUCUCUUUGUGAGGUGGACCGUGGCCCGGGGAUGCAAUUGUCAAUGAAAAUCUCUAGAGUCAAUAUCUCUACGGGGUACCGCCCACUUUGGACGAGACGAAUUUAAAUCAAAUCUGUUCUCAUUGGAAA
Penicillium cinerascens is the source of this 548-nucleotide messenger RNA. Its product is annotated as nuclear transport factor 2 family protein. The record is from RefSeq and is a predicted model, not a curated record. NCBI's taxonomy places the organism in Eukaryota, Fungi, Ascomycota, Eurotiomycetes, Eurotiales, Aspergillaceae. Gene Ontology annotation, cellular component: nuclear pore central transport channel. Bases 1 to 375 code for a protein of 124 amino acids. Gene Ontology annotation, biological process: protein import into nucleus. The transcript has 6 exons.